UUCAUUCAACAAUAUGACCAGUUGAGCAACAUCAUUCCAGGAAUACCUAUUUAUUGUUUGGCCAUGGUGGAAGUUUCUUGACUCUGGUGGCCUUCUGUUUUUGUUAUCCAGAGACAAUCCUCACUAACGACCAAACUUCGAAGCCUCCGACAAUUUCAACGGGUUGAGGAUUGCAAACGCGAGCAUAGAACCAUUGAUUGAAGAAAUUUCAAGAAAUUUUAAGAAGAAAAAAAAAAAAAAAAUCACCCAGAAAGAGCAAGAAAAAAAAAGAAAGAGGAAUUGUGCAUUUCGAGCUUCCUGGUUGUUCUGUCUUCGGCCAUCUUCAAUUGUGUAUCUCGCCGUUGAAGAGUGGCAAUUAUGAUCGACAAAAAAAAAUCCAUGAAAUCCUGAAAUAUAUCGCGUUCUGGUUUGGAGGAAAUAAUUUAUGUUGAUUUUUUUCAAUUGAGAGGAAAUUAAGAUUGAACCUUGUGGGCUUCCCAAAAUCUUGAGGGUUUGGUAGUAGGUUGACCUGAUGAAUGUGGUGGGUAAAGUUGGGAGCCUAAUUUCCCAGGGUGUUUACUCUGUUGCUACCCCUUUCCACCCCUUUGGUGGGGCUGUUGAUGUCAUCGUUGUUCAGCAGCAGGAUGGGACAUUCCGAAGCACGCCUUGGUAUGUCCGUUUUGGUAAAUUUCAGGGAGUUCUGAAAGGUGCUGAGAAGGUUGUUCGCAUAGCAGUCAAUGGCGUUGAAGCCAAUUUCCACAUGUAUCUUGAUAAUUCAGGCGAGGCCUAUUUUAUAAAGGUCGAUGCUGGUAAAGGAGGUGAGAUAAACGAGGUGGCAGAGGAUUCUGAUAACUUGAAAGUUACAGCAGAGGAUAGUAGUUUAGGCGAUAACAACAAAGAUAGUAAUUACAACAUUAAUGGCAUUCACAUACUUGAACAUAGUGCCUCUGAUUCAGGGGUGGUUGGAUUGCGAGAUGAAUAUGUUCCCUUGCGUCCGGACCGUAUUGAGAGGGUAGAAUCUGAUGUCGAUCGAAGGUUUUAUGAUUUCCAGGAUGAACAAUCUUCUUUUGAGGGUUCAGUAGAGUUGUCAGAAUAUGGAUCAAAUCGAUAUGACUGUUUAGACGGCGAGGCUUUUGUGGAACCCCAAAGUUUGAAUGCAGAAGUGGUAUUGGUAAGUGUGGAUGGUUAUGUAUUGACAGCCCCCAUCUCAACAUCAGAGCAGAAUACAGAGAAUGUGCAAUUAAGUACACCACAGUUUCAUCUGGGCCCAGGUGAUGGGGCAGAUUUUUGUGAAGGCAAUGAGGAGUUUAGCACAGGCGAAAAUGUUUGGGCUGUUGAUUAUAUUAGCAAGAUGAGUCCAUCUACAGCUAAUGGUGCAUCUGUUGAUGUUGGCAGUAUUAGCAAUAAUGACAAUGCUUUUGGACACCAGCUGGAAGUUUGGGAAGGAGAGGGGGGCCAUGUUUGUCAAUCUCAAGAAGCUAUGAACAUUGCAGACCAGCAAGGAAAGAUUCACGUGCAAAGUGAUUCAGAGGAUGUGUCUCCUCCUAACAAGAGUGGAGAGGUGUUUAAGAGCUGUUUGGAGCUAUCAGAAUUGACCAAACAGGUUGGAAAUACUGAUUUAAAAGAUGUGGUUUCCUCAUUGGACGCCCAAUGUUCAGAAGAGACAUCUCAACAGAGUUCUCAAGUUGUUAAGGGAGGGAAAGAUUGGAGUGCUGUAGAAUCGAGAAAUGAUGAUGGGCUAUCUGCCUCCUGUAGUUCAAGUUCUCCUGGUAAUAUGACGUCUCCAGGUUUACAGGUUCAAGUUGAAUCAAUUGAGGAAAAUGCAUGGAAUGCAGAAGCAGAAGUAGAACACAUGGAUGACAGCAAAUCUGUUCAUUCUGUAUAUAAUGGUUCAGAAUCUAAGGAUGGAAAGUUUACCACAUCAGCAGCAUUUGAAGGGGUAGAUGAAUGCAGUAAUAAUGAGCCAGCAGAAACUCACACAGGAGUUUCCAUUGAAGAGAAUCAAACUCACUCCAUCCUAAGGUUUGAGAUUUCACUAUGUAGGAAUGAACUUCAUCCAGGUAUGGGUCUGGAAGCUGCUGCUGAAGCCUUUGAUGCGCAUCGGAUAUCUGCGGAGGAGUUUACAAACUCAUCAGCAUCAAUUAUCAGUAAUGAGAAUCUAAUAGUCAGAUUUAGAGAGAGGUACUUGCCGUGGGAAAAAGCUGCUCAUCUUGUUCUUGGAGUGGCUGCAUUUGGUUUAGAUUUACCUGUUGAGCCCAAAGAUGCAAUUCCUGUGGAACAGGAUGGCACACCACAGCCGAGGGAUGACGAUUCUGGAAAUACUCCUUCAUCUGGGCGUAGAUGGAGGCUCUGGCCUAUUCCAUUCAGAAGAGUGAAAACACUUGAGCAUGCUAGCAGUAAUUCAUCCAAUGACGAUGUCUUUGUUGAUUCUGAAUCUGGCAACUCAACAGUAGUGUCAACUUUGGCUUCGCAUAAUGGCAAUGGAUCCCCUCACAAGCAAUUGAUAAGGACCAAUGUUCCCACUAAUGAGCAGAUAGCUUCUUUGAGUCUGAAAGAAGGUCAAAAUAUUAUAACUUUCAGUUUCUCUACCAGGGUUCUGGGAACACAAAAGGUUGAUGCCCAUAUUUACUUGUGGAAGUGGAAUGCACGAAUUGUAAUUUCAGAUGUUGAUGGGACUAUUACCAAAUCUGAUGUUUUAGGCCAGUUUAUGCCUUUAGUUGGUAGGGACUGGACGCAAUCUGGGGUCGCUAGACUUUUCUCUGCAAUUAAGGAGAAUGGAUAUCACCUGCUGUUUCUUAGUGCACGUGCAAUUGUUCAGGCAUAUCUUACUAGGAGUUUUUUGCUCAAUCUGAAACAGGAUGGGAAUACUUUACCAAAUGGGCCUGUUGUUAUCUCCCCUGAUGGAUUAUUUCCCUCAUUGUACCGAGAAGUAAUACGACGAGCGCCUCAUGAAUUCAAGAUUGCGUGUUUAGAGGAUAUUAGAAAACUAUUUCCUUCUGAAUGCAAUCCAUUUUAUGCUGGCUUUGGAAAUAGAGACACAGAUGAACUCAGUUAUAGGAAAAUUGGGAUUCCCAAGGGAAAAAUAUUUAUCAUUAAUCCCAAGGGUGAGGUGGCCAUUAGUCAUCGCAUUGAUGUGAAGUCAUACACAUCUUUGCACACUCUUGUCAAUGACAUGUUCCCGCCAACUUCAUUGGUUGAGCAGGAAGAUUAUAACUCGUGGAAUUAUUGGAAAAUGCCAGUGGCAGACAUUGAUUUAUAGUACCAACGCGGUCAGUGGCUUGGGAUGUCCCACAAAACUUGGAUACACUAAACGUUCUUCUUGUUUGCCGGUACCAGCUGGGCUUUAUCCCAGAAUUAAUGCUAGCUCUCAAUGUUUUACUGGAAGUUUUAUUUAUUUGAUAGGGUCACAAGAUACAUUUCUGAAUAAAAUUCUCUGUGACAUUUAGCCCUCC
This is a messenger RNA of Juglans microcarpa x Juglans regia, 3431 nucleotides long. Its product is annotated as phosphatidate phosphatase PAH1. Bases 512 to 3238 code for a protein of 908 amino acids. Lineage: Eukaryota; Viridiplantae; Streptophyta; Magnoliopsida; Fagales; Juglandaceae. The transcript has 11 exons. The record is from RefSeq and is a predicted model, not a curated record. Gene Ontology annotation, molecular function: phosphatidate phosphatase activity.